AUGGAGCCUCGACGGCACGCCCCCCUCAGACAACCUUUCCGUCUACCACCAUCCUCGAACGCAACCUCAAGCUUCCAAAGCCACCUCAAGCUCUCGCUCAACCCCACGGCUCCCCUCCCCGAAGCAGCUUCGACCGCCUCCAUCGCGUCGUCUUCCGCGAUCGUCCCUGGUAUCUCGAACGCGGCGCUGUUUAUUCUUCUGGCGAUCCUCGUCAUCGUGUCUCUCGGUAUCUGGUCCUGGAUCCUCGUGUCCUACGUCCCUUCCUGUCUCUCUCGGCGUGCCGAUCACGAAGAACAGCGCGUACGUGCAGAAGCAUCGCUAUGGGCUGCUCUUCUGUCGGCACUCCCCAUCGCAGCAUUCCCCUCUGCUGACGAGGAGAACGGGACACUUACGGCCAUUGAUGUAAAUUUAUCCUCGAAAGAAGUCCCGUCGAUGUCCGAUGUUGAGGAGCGCCAGCAAGUCCUCGCUCUGUCGUCUUCGACAUCGCCUAUCGCGGGCGUCUGGUCUGAAACUACAGCAGUUUCCUCUCCCCCUGAGGAGUCUGGAAACUCUGCAGAGAAUGAAAUCACCCUGGCUCCGAAUGAAGCUCGAUUGUGUAUCAGUACAGAAGCUCAUGCGCAGGAUAAGUCUUCCUCGCUUCCGGCUCUGUCUUUAACCGUUCCUCCACCGCCUCACAACCUCCAUCCAUCCUUGCCUGCAUCUACACCCAUCGCGCCAUCUCCGACUUCCCCGCUCUCUGUAGUCAUCCCCCAAGAUAUGCCUCACCCACUCGCUCUAGCAGAUGCGGCUGGCUCCACAUCAAUGUCGUCUUCUCGACCAUCAUAUUAUCGCGACAACCUCCCAAAUGAACGGGACGACCAUCCGCACAACACUCACCACUACGGCGAACUAAGACCCGCAGGCUCAUAUACCAACCCGACAAUGAACUCGCAAACUGAUAGCGCGCCCACCAUGCUUGAAUGGACCUCCGGUAACGUGGAUCUCGAGGACGUGACGGUCCCAUCCAGCCCCUCUCUCCAUCACACCACGUCCAUGGACGAGACAUUGUCUUCGUUCACCGAGGAUCUCCCAGCCAAGUGCAGCAAGACGUCCACUUGCCACGACGAUGCCGACUGCGGCGUGAUCAUCCCAUCCCCUUCAUCGCUCUCGGAGUCUAUCUCGUGGGACCCAGAGCUUUCUCGCUCGAUCCAAUGCCUCGGGCUUUGGAUUGAGCAACAACAAGCUGCUAAGCAGAGCGGGGAGUCUACCCCAGAAGAUGUGAAGACGAUUGGCCUUAGCAUCAGGUCAGCUUAUGACGAUGGCGCGAAACGCCACCAGGAUGCUGCCGACGGAGAAGAUGGACAGCUCCAGCAAUACUCUAAACCUCUGCUCGAGGGAAGCUAUUACUCUCUGCCAGCCAUCAAGCCAUACGUGGCUUACAACGACACCCUUUAUUCGCUUUCCACGGAUUCGAUCGACGAGGACGAGGAGGCUAUCCCGCGCGGCAAUGCAAUCUCCACUCUCAUCAACCAUCUGUACGCCGGCGAGCCUACGUGGAGUUCGGCCGCGAAGACCUUCGGUCCUGUCAUCGUCGUUGACGAAUGCGAGUCUGCCGCUGAUUGGAGCGUGUCUGAUGACUCGAUUUGCUUUUCUCCUAUGACCCCCGAAGGAUUGGAGUACCUCUCCGAGCUGGUGCUAAUAAGUCAGAUGGAACGGCAACCUUUCUGA
Messenger RNA from Laetiporus sulphureus 93-53, 1707 nucleotides. RefSeq lists its product as uncharacterized. The record is from RefSeq and is a predicted model, not a curated record. NCBI's taxonomy places the organism in Eukaryota, Fungi, Basidiomycota, Agaricomycetes, Polyporales, Laetiporaceae. Bases 1 to 1707 code for a protein of 568 amino acids. The transcript has 4 exons.